AUGGCUAUGUUCAGCCAGAACCCCGUCCUGAACGGGCCCAACUACUCGUUCGCCGAUGUCCCCGUCCAAGACCACGUCGAUGGCUUCAGAGAACACCGCUUCAACCCAUACACCGACAACGGCGGUUCGACGCUCGCCAUUGCUGGCAAAGACUUCGCCAUCAUGGCCGGCGACACCCGUCUGACCGCCGGCUACAGCAUCAACACCCGCUUCUCUCCCAAGGUCUUCAAGAUUGGCGGCUCUACAUCGACGCAGGACGACGCAAACAUCCUGCUCUCCGUCGUCGGGUUCGCCGCCGAUGGCGAGGCUCUCAAGGAGCGCCUCGACUCUAUCUGCAAGAUGUACCGCUACCGCCACAACAAGCCCAUGUCCGUCUCGGCCUGCGCCAAGCGCCUGAGCACCAUCAUGUACCAGCGCCGCUUCUUCCCCUACUACGUCUAUGCCAUCCUCGGCGGCCUGGAUGAGGACGGCGCCGGCGCCGUCUACAGUUACGAUCCCGUUGGCAGCUACGAGCGGGAACAGUGCCGCGCCGGUGGUGCCGCGGCCAGCUUGAUCAUGCCCUUCCUGGACAACCAGGUCAACUUCAAGAAUCAGUACAUCCCCGGCAGUGGAGUCGGCCACGCCCUACAGGAGCGCGAGCGCCAACCCUUGCCCCGCGACGAGGUCGAGGUCUUGGUAAAGGAUGCCUUCGACUCGGCAGUGGAGAGACACAUCGAGGUGGGAGAUGGUCUGCAGAUGAUGAUUAUCACGCAAAACGGUAUCGAGGAGAAGAUCUUGCCGCUGAAGAAGGAUUAA
Neoarthrinium moseri is the source of this 795-nucleotide messenger RNA. RefSeq lists its product as uncharacterized. The coding region runs from base 1 to 795 and encodes 264 amino acids. Gene Ontology annotation, cellular component: proteasome core complex. The record is from RefSeq and is a predicted model, not a curated record. The transcript has 2 exons. NCBI's taxonomy places the organism in Eukaryota, Fungi, Ascomycota, Sordariomycetes, Amphisphaeriales, Apiosporaceae.